GCCUGUGUGGGAUCGUGAAAAAGGUGAAUACUUCGCCCCGAAUCCACUUGUGCCAAAUGUUGAAGUUUCUUCGUAACCUCCUGUGUGCAUCCUGCUCCUCUGACUCGGGAUUGUAGAAGACGUGAAACUGAAGACAGACAGAAUCUCUAAGAUAUUAAGAUGAGCACAGAAGCUGUCGAGCAGAGGGAUCCUCAGCAUGAACACGCAGAUAUCGAACAAAAUGGCAUUGACUUCACAAGACAGAUAAAGACAGAGGACCUGAACGAUUCCCCUCACUCUGCCUCAUCGCAUAAGACAUGUCACCUCACGCAGGGUUCACCAGCUCCUACAGGGCAGCUGCCCGGGGAAAUGCCAUCGCUGCACCCACUUCCCCAGCUGGUCCUCAUGUCCGGCUCACACCUUUCCUCAUCUUCGCCUUUCCUCCUCUCCCAGCCUCAAACCGGACACCAAGCACUACUGCAGCCGAAUCUCCUGUCUCUGCCCUCUCAGUCCCAGCCUAGUCUCCUGCAGCACCAGCCUGGACUGGCCCUCACGCCUCAGGCGAUGGGUCGAACAGGCUUGGCCGGGUCGUCCAUGGAUGCACACUUGGACAUGCCUCACUUACAGGUGCCUAAGCAUGUGGGAGCUUCGCAGCAGGACGAGCCGAGUGACCUGGAGGAGCUGGAGCAGUUUGCGAAAUCCUUCAAACAAAGACGCAUCAAGCUGGGCUUCACACAGGGCGAUGUGGGUUUAGCUAUGGGCAAGCUCUAUGGAAAUGAUUUCAGUCAAACCACAAUUUCCCGCUUUGAGGCUCUCAAUCUCAGCUUUAAGAACAUGUGCAAGCUCAAACCAUUGCUGGAGAAGUGGCUCAGUGAUGCAGAAAACUCACCCUCGGAUUCGAUGGCCAAUCCUGCAACCUUACCACCCCUGAUGGAAGGAUAUGGGAGGAAGAGAAAAAAGAGAACAAGUAUCGAGACCAACAUCAAGCUCACACUUGAGAAACGCUUUCUCGAUAAUCCCAAACCGAACUCGGAGGAGAUCACCCUGAUCUCGGAGCAGCUGUCGAUGGAAAAGGAAGUGGUGCGAGUCUGGUUCUGUAACCGACGACAGAAGGAGAAAAGAAUCUUUUGCCCAGUCUCCACCUCGCCUAUGAAAUCACACAACUACAAUGCCAGACUGCCUGCAUCUAGCCGACCUUUCAGUCCUCUUGCUUCAGGAGGUGUGUCAAGCAGCUCGUCUCCUAACAGCCCGAGUCGUGGCUCUUCUCCCAACACUCUGUCGACAUCCUCCAGUCCUCUGACAUCACAGGGGGUCAAUCAAUCCUACAAUCCCACAGGAUCCUGGUAUCGAUGGAACGGUACUACGUAUCACCACUGAGACUUGUCUAGAAACUCCGCCCCCUCCAUCGCGCCACCAUUACACAAACACACAACGUGAAAAUAAAAAUGUUUACAGUUUGUUUGGACACGAAAGGAAACAACGCUUCGAUUUACUCUAUACGGUUACGAACUCCUGGAGUACUGAAGUUUUGAAGUUUUACAGGUAUACAUAAAAAGAAACCUCUGUAACGUCAGUUCAUUUCAAAUAUAACGAUACAUUUCAGUCAUCUGAUCAAACUGCAGGCUUUUCAGACAUUUCAAAUUGACGUGUAGUGACAGCCAGAAAUCUGAAAAAAGCUUAUAUUGAUAUUCCUUUUUGAAGACAAUGUUUACAUAUCUAUUCUCGUCUUUAACUCAUAUUUUAGCCUUAUAAGUUUAGAUCACACUUGCGAAAAUAUCCAUUUAGAAAUAUGCAAAUACGUUGAGCAUCAGACCUUCUUUUUUUGCCAAUAUUUCAGCGUGUGGUUAUCAUUGACUUCACUAUGUAGCAUUUUUAUCACUGCAGUCUGACUAUUUUUUCACUCUGGACUCCAAGAAUUAAGUCUUAAUUCAUUUCCUAUUUUAUAAAUGUCUGUUGUAAUUUUUUAAGUUAAAUGUGUAUGAACAUGCUUUUGACAAUAAAAGUAAAUGUGUAGUCGAAAAGGGGGUUUGAUUUCUUUGAUUUUCUUUCUGCCUUUUCCUUAUGAAGUGGUCCAAAACAUAUUGAAGUGCUGUAAUAUUCAUAUUUUUUGCUUUUUUGACGUGAAUACCUAUCACUGUUGUUUAUUUUGCUCGUUUGCGAAGCGUAAUUUUGUUGUGUUUGUUUUGUAACGGAAAUGCUGUGUAAAUUUGAAUGCUGGAUACGACCUCUAUGUGUAACUGUUUAACACUUAUUAAACAGAUUCAACACUUUACA
Messenger RNA from Silurus meridionalis, 2253 nucleotides. It is a transcript of the gene pou2f3, whose product is annotated as POU class 2 homeobox 3. The transcript is spliced from 13 exons. Lineage: Eukaryota; Metazoa; Chordata; Actinopteri; Siluriformes; Siluridae. Gene Ontology annotation, cellular component: nucleus. The record is from RefSeq and is a predicted model, not a curated record. Gene Ontology annotation, molecular function: RNA polymerase II cis-regulatory region sequence-specific DNA binding; DNA-binding transcription factor activity, RNA polymerase II-specific. Gene Ontology annotation, biological process: regulation of transcription by RNA polymerase II. The coding region runs from base 160 to 1356 and encodes 398 amino acids.